Molecule: messenger RNA, 1707 nt
Organism: Salvia miltiorrhiza (redroot sage)
Lineage: Eukaryota; Viridiplantae; Streptophyta; Magnoliopsida; Lamiales; Lamiaceae
Product: eukaryotic initiation factor 4A-2
Exons: 5
Coding region: 229-1464 (411 amino acids)
Biological process (GO): cytoplasmic translational initiation
Cellular component (GO): cytoplasmic stress granule
Molecular function (GO): RNA helicase activity; translation initiation factor activity; ATP binding
Source: RefSeq, a predicted model, not a curated record
UUUACCGCAACACGACAACGUGAUCGCAGUAGGCUCAAUCCAAAAUCCCUAAAAAAGGAAAUCGCACUUCUCGCUUCGGAGCUCCUCUCUCUCUCUCUAGCUUCUCUCUCUUCCUGAAGUCCGCGGCGUGGAUCCGGGGAGUUUCGGAAAUAGUCGGCGCUUCAACUAAAAUCCCUAAAGCUCUAACUUUUCUUUCUCUCAGAUCUUCGUUUGUGAUUGUUGGCAGUCAUGGCUGGAAUGGCACCCGAAAGUUCUCAAUUUGAUGCUCGUCAAUUUGAUGCUAAGAUGACGGAGCUAACUGAUGGUGAUGAAUUCUUCACUAGUUAUGAUGAGGUUUACGACAGCUUUGAUGCUAUGGGCUUGCAGGAAAAUCUGCUUAGGGGCAUCUAUGCCUAUGGUUUUGAGAAGCCCUCCGCCAUUCAGCAAAGAGGGAUUGUUCCUUUCUGCAAGGGGCUUGAUGUGAUUCAGCAAGCUCAAUCCGGGACAGGAAAAACGGCAACCUUCUGCUCUGGAAUUCUGCAGCAGCUGGACUACAAUGUGGUUGAAUGCCAGGCUUUAGUUCUGGCACCCACUCGCGAGCUUGCUCAGCAAAUCGAGAAGGUUAUGAGAGCACUAGGUGAUUAUCUUGGCGUUAAGGUUCAUGCUUGUGUUGGAGGUACCAGUGUUCGUGAAGAUCAGCGUAUUCUCUCUAGUGGAGUUCAUGUUGUUGUCGGCACUCCUGGUCGUGUUUUUGACAUGCUGAGGAGGCAGUCACUGCGCCCUGAUUACAUCAAGAUGUUUGUUUUGGAUGAAGCUGAUGAAAUGCUUUCCCGGGGGUUCAAGGAUCAGAUAUAUGAUAUCUUCCAGUUGCUGCCACCCAAGAUUCAAGUUGGUGUGUUCUCUGCCACCAUGCCACCGGAGGCCCUUGAAAUCACAAGGAAGUUUAUGAACAAGCCCGUCCGCAUUCUCGUGAAACGUGACGAGCUAACACUCGAGGGUAUUAAACAGUUCUAUGUCAACGUUGACAAGGAGGAGUGGAAACUCGAAACCCUCUGUGAUCUCUAUGAGACCUUGGCCAUCACUCAGAGCGUCAUCUUUGUUAACACGAGGCGCAAGGUUGACUGGCUCACCGACAAAAUGCGCAGCCGUGAUCACACCGUCUCUGCCACCCACGGUGACAUGGACCAGAACACUAGAGAUAUCAUCAUGAGGGAGUUCCGAUCCGGCUCUUCCAGAGUCCUCAUCACCACCGAUCUACUGGCCCGUGGCAUUGACGUCCAGCAAGUCUCUCUCGUCAUCAACUAUGAUCUGCCGACUCAACCUGAGAACUACCUGCAUCGUAUUGGACGAAGUGGCCGGUUCGGGAGGAAGGGCGUGGCCAUUAACUUUGUUACCAAAGAUGACGAACGCAUGCUCUUCGACAUCCAGAAGUUCUAUAACGUCGUAGUUGAGGAGCUGCCGGCGAACGUUGCAGACCUCCUGUGAUGCAGUUUUGAGGCCCAGAGGUUAAUGCUGCUUGUUUCAAGUAAGUUGCAAUCUCUUAUUUCAUAUAGGCUAGUUUAUAUGUGUAAUGGAUCAUCAAUGGGGGCUAAGUUCAAACUACUGUUUCACAAAUUUUUGGUUUUUAGCUCUUAUAUGUAUUUUAUUGUCUAAAAUAACUUCAGUUUGUAUGAGGUGAUUUAAUGAGCCUUUGUAGUUGGAAUUGUAUUUGUGAGGUUGUGUUCUUGA